AUGACUAGGAGAAGACCAUCAGAUCACUUCAACCCGGCAGUUGUUUCCAGCCGACUGAUUAGCCAGUCGACAUCAAAUGCAUCCAGCCCGGGGUCGCUGGGUAGUGGUCGCCUUUUCGCGCCGUUAGAGCCGCCUUCGGCUCUUCCUGGCUACUUGGGCUCGACGAGCUUCUCUGCAGUUUUGACUGAACACCGCAAUGAGAUUCCGUUCGAGCUCGAGGAGAACACAGACUCAUCUGUGGGGUUGGUAGUGGAACCCGAUCGACUACAAUCUGGAGUCGAUGUACUACGGUUUCUGUACAACUUCAAAGUGCGCCAUGCACUAAUUGAGAAAUUCUAUCUUCGAACAUGCAAUACAGUUGUGCCGAAAUUGGUCAUGGACGAAAUUCUCUGCUCAGUGCGCGUCAUUUUUGAUAAUUUCAAUACCACUGAUCCGACAGUACAGUUACAAGAGCUGGCGACGCAGAUCUUUCAAAACACUGCCCGACCAAUGCGGACGCACAAGUCCAUGACGGCUGAGGAAUAUUGUGCGUCUUUCACUGGGCGCAAUCUCCGCUGGGAGGCCCUCGGAUCGAUUUUCACUCUUUGCGGAAUGCAAGUGGUUAUUACGCCAGACAGAGACCCUGAAAUUACCCAGGGAUCGGAUGAUCCUCGGGCAAAGGACAAAUUACUAGAACAAGUGACAGUGGUUAGUACGAUAUGUCUUGGCUUCUGUGAUCAAGCAUCAUCGGUAAACGAAUUGCUGGCGAUAUUGCAGUUCAAUGAUACUAUGUUGCGAACACAGCAAUAUGGCGAUUCCAGUUAUCAAGCAUGGCGUCGACUGGGCGAUUUAGUAUCCACGAUUUACGCGGCUGGGCUGCACCUGGAGAACGAUGGCGCAGAUAACUGUCCAUUUUUCCUCCGUCAGUGGCGAAGGCGUUGUUUUACUGCAGCCUUCUACAUGGAUAAAUUGGUAGCGACUUUUGUUGGGCGACCGCCACUGAUGAACAGUAAAUUCUGCACGCCCACUGCUCCAUUGGAUGUGAGUGACGCAGAUCUGGUUGCAGGUGGUGAUGUCCUAAACAAAGCUAUCUCAGAGCUGGACAGUGCCGGUUGGAAUACGAAAGGAAUGCAGUACCCGGUGACACCAACUCGUCUACGUUAUCAGUUGGCAAUAAUAAGGGAGGAAACUCUUGAAGUUGUCCUGGGAACUCACGAACAGCACAAUCUGAUCCAGAAGUCCGAGGAUAUCCAAGCAAAAUCUCGCGCCGUAUGGGAAGCUGCUCCGGAUCAUCUUCGAUAUGAUCGGAGGUUGGACGAUCAAUUCCAUGAUGGAUGGAUUACCAUUGCCUAUUUCUAUCUGGAUUACCUCUAUACUUGCUUUUUGCUUUACCGAGCGGUCAGUAAGCACACCAAUACCGGCCAAGCCGACCUAUGCGACAUAUCUCGUCGAGUUCUCGCAAUUGUGAUCCGCGUGAACUCGUUUCGAACGCCAAUGAUGGAUCUAGAUCGGCACUUUUCGUGGAUUGUCUUGACAUACGGUGUUCCCUCUGCGAGCGUUCUUCUUCUCGAACUUUUACGCCAGUCGCAUGAGCCCGGCCCUCAUGCUGUCCUACUCCCACGUGCGGAGUUGAUCCGAAAUCUAAGCGUGUUUGUGUCCUUAUUGUCCUGGGUCUCAUGCCCUGGCCACGGCAAUUAUACCACCUGCAAAGAAGCCGAGAAAAAGCUGUCUCACAUCCUUGACCGACUUCUUGAUCCCCAACCUGUACAGCAGCAUGUGGUAGAUGAUGCCACAUCAGGUCUCGACAACUUCCUGAACUGGUCAAAUUACAACACGAUGUGGGACUUCAAUUCCGAGUACAUGUCUCUGGGUGAGGGAUUUGCACCUUGA
Molecule: messenger RNA, 1869 nt
Organism: Penicillium canescens
Lineage: Eukaryota; Fungi; Ascomycota; Eurotiomycetes; Eurotiales; Aspergillaceae
Product: putative C6 transcription factor
Exons: 5
Coding region: 1-1869 (622 amino acids)
Biological process (GO): DNA-templated transcription
Cellular component (GO): nucleus
Molecular function (GO): DNA binding; zinc ion binding
Source: RefSeq, a predicted model, not a curated record